Molecule: messenger RNA, 5670 nt
Organism: Drosophila takahashii
Lineage: Eukaryota; Metazoa; Arthropoda; Insecta; Diptera; Drosophilidae
Source: RefSeq, a predicted model, not a curated record
AUGCCAGAAUUACUCAAAGGAAGGGCAUUGAAGCGGUUCAUCUCCAAUAACAAGCAAUGGAGAGCUUGGGUGGAAUUUAUCGAGAGCUUUCACACCUACUUCCUGCCAAGAGAUUUCUUUACGAAUCUGACGGAUCAGGUCAAGCAACGAAAGCAGGGCAACAGCGAGUCGUUCAAGGACUAUAUGAUCGACAUGCAGACGCUAACGAGACCGCUUGGGAAUUCUACAAAGGAAACACUCAGCAUCAACCAGGCAAACUAUGAGUCGGGACUGCUUGCUUCGUUGAUCCGGGGCUACGGAAGUCCGAUUGAUGAACUGCUUGCUGUCUUUGAUCGGGAGCUACGUAAGGGCCGAGUGUUGGUGCUUGCUGUCGUUGAUCCGGCCAUGCGGGAGGUUCGAGUGAUGAAGUGCUUGCUUCGUGACCGGUACUAUGCUGUCUCCGAUUUAGAACUGAGCUCUUACGGAUCCACCACCACUACCCAGAUAUUCCUCCUUGUUGAUGUUUCCUCAAUGAUCAGCGGUGCUCUGAGGCGUGCUACAUACGUCAUGGAUCAAUCUACCGAACCCAGCGGCGAGGAAAGCCAUGCUUUUAAAUGUUCCCUAUGUCAAAUAGCGAACGAGGAUGUCACACUUGUCUGCAAUGGCAGCGAAUGUGAAAGCAUGUGCCACCCAGGUUGCGCCGAGGAAAGGGUAGACGGAGUAGGUUGGAUCUGCGCAGCGUGCGAGGCUGAUGCCCACGAGCAGAAUCACAUGACGUUCAGAUCAGGAAAGCUCGAGGAAACGGUUCCUUCAAAGGAAUACAACACAACCCCACAAGGUGGAGACCCGGACGAGCAAGGAGCGGAUGGAGCCCCUACAUCGAAGAGGGAAGCACUGCACCUGCGCGAGGAGUUGACGUUGUUAGAAGAAGAGGACCACAUUCUAAAACUGAGGCAGCAACUACUGCAGAGGCGAAGGGAGCUUCUGUCGAGGUCCGCAGCGGAGCGGGCUGACCUCAGUUGGACGGCAAAUGUGCCGGAGGCAUGCAGUACCCAAGCGUGCCAGAAACCCCAAGUGUCGAACAACACAUUACUGGAUGUACCAGGGUUCAACAGUAAGAAGUCAUCUUACCCAUGGAUGUUGAGUACCGGCGGGGAGCGUGACACUGUAGUCAUGUCGGGCCGACCAGCAGCCAGAAUAUCAGCAGAGCAGCUGGCUGCGCGGAAAACUAAUGUUGCUGACUUGGUAAAGUUUUCCGGAAAGCCUGAGAACUGGCCCAUGUUCCUGGCCACGUACGAACAGUCGACCGAGCUAUGUGGGUUUUCCGACGCCGAGAACCUGAUGCGGCUGCGCCACGCACUGGAGGGUCCAGCAAAGUUAGCGGUUCGGAGCUUAAUGCUACACGCAGACUGCGUUCCGCAGAUAUUGUCCACAUUGGAGAUGCGUUUCGGAAGGCCGGAAAUAAUAAUCGAUUUGUUGCUUAAACAAAUAAAACAAUUUCCCUCGGUGAGGGAAAACAAGUUGGAGAACAUAGUCGACUUUGCUAUGGAGGUGCAAAACGUGUGCGCCACCAUGAAGGCGUCCAAGUUGGAGCAGUACCUCAACAACCCUGCUCUAACGCAAGAAUUGGUAUCCAAACUGCCAUGCAUACUCCAGACCUUUUGGGGCAUGCACAAGAUGACUCUACGUGUGUGUACCCUGGCAGACUUUAGCGCAUGGCUCUCGCAGAUGGCGCAAGGAGCGAACAGCGUUAUGGUUCCCAGUUCGCAAGGAAAGUCUGAGAGGCGAGGAGUGGUGAAUACGCACGUGGUGCGUAAGGCAUGCAAGGUGUGUCUAAAGAACUGUGGAUCAGUUCAGGAGUGCAGAAAGUUCCUGGAGAUGACAACUUCAGAUCGUUGGAAGAUGACCAGGCGAUUAGGACUAUGCUGGCGGUGCUUCUCAAAUCACACAGUCCAGUCUUGCGGUAUGGCUGGCACUUGCGGCUUAGAAGGGUGUCAGCAGAAGCACCACCCAUUGCUAAAUCGGGAGAGCCGUGAAGGUGUUCAGGCUAACUGUAAUGCUCAUCGUCAAGACGCAGCAGCUGCUGUGCUGUUUCGCGUCGUACCAGUGACGCUUUACUCCAAUGGGAAUCAAGUUAACACACACGCCUUUUUAGACGACGGAUCUUCUCUCACCCUGAUUGAUGAACCCCUGUUGGCGGCCCUAGGAGUGAAGGGACAACGACAGCCUCUCUGUAUGCAGUGGACCGCAGGGAUGCAUCGCUACGAAGACGAAUCCGUUAGAGUGGAUCUUCAAAUCUCGGGUGCCGGCAUGACCAAGGUAUACAAUUUGAGAGAUGUUCACUCUGUCAAAGCACUUGAUCUCCCGGCGCAAACGUUGGAUGUCGACCAUCUGAAGAACAAGUACAAGCACCUAAGACACUUACCACUAGGAGGCUACGCUGGAGCCCAACCGAGACUGCUGAUCGGUCUUAACAACUGCGGUCUUGGACGCGCCCUCCGCACAAGGGAAGGCAGUCUGGAGGAACCCAUCGCCGAGAAGACCCGACUAGGAUGGACGGUUAAAGGCGGUGGAACAACGUCCUCUACGGAUGCGGAAAUCAGAAGAUAUCAUGUAUUCCAGAUAUGUGCUUGUGAGGAGGACAACAAUAAAGAGAUUCUGCGACUUCUCCGACAACACCUGUGGUCGGAACAGGAAGUGGGUUACGGAGCGGAGUGUAAAUCCCAAUCUGAUGACGAUCUUCUGGCCGUCCGGCAAUUGGAGGCAAAUACGAUGCGCGUCGAAGGACGGUUUGAGACCAGCCUGCUGUGGAGGCAUAAGGAUAGUGAUCUACCCGAUAGUCUGCCCACCGCCCUCAAGCGAGCACAUUGUCUUAAUCAGAAGCUGUUGCGUCAACCAGACCUGGCUAGCGAGGUGCGACGACAACUAGACGAGUACGUACGGAAAGGAUAUGCAAGACCAAUCUCACCAACAGAAGCAGUUGAAAGCCCUUACUGGUAUCUGCCAAUAUUCCCCGUAGUCAACGUUAAUAAGCCGGGAAAGCUUCGCAUUGUGUGGGACGCAGCCGCAAGAAGCGAGGGUAUUUCACUUAACUCUCUACUGCUGAAAGGGCCAGCUCAACUGGCGCCUCUGGUGCCCAUACUACGCAGGUACCGAGAAAGGCGAGUGGCCAUCGGCGGAGACAUUGCGGAAAUGUUUCACCAGGUGAGAAUACGCGCAGAAGAUCAAAGGUAUCAACGCUUCAUAUUCAUAGACCCGGAAACGCAAAAGCGGGAGAACUACGUUAUGCAAGUAAUGACCUUCGGGGCAAGUUGCUCCCCAAGCUGCGCGCAAUUUGUGAAGAACCGAAAUGCCAGUGAAUUCGAGAAGCAGUAUCCGAGAGCCGUGAAGUGCAUUCUUGAGAAUCACUAUGUAGACGACAUGCUGGAUAGUGUUGACACAGAAGAAGAGGCAAUUAACUUGGCCAGAACCGUGCACCAUAUACAUUCUCAAGCGGGAUUCCACAUACGAAACUGGGUUUCCAACUCCCGAACAGUCCUGGAGGCACUAGGACAAGAGAAGGGUGCGAUGGUACAACUGGAUGAGAACGCUGACAAGGGUACAGAGAAGGUUCUUGGCAUGUGGUGGGAUACAAAGGAAGAUAUGAUCAGGUAUCGCGUAUCGCCAAGAUACAAGCAAGGGGAAGUGCUGCAAGGGAAACGCCGCCCCACCAAGCGGGAGUUUCUAAGCAUGAUGAUGUCCAUAUACGACCCGCUUGGACUCAUUUCAUUCUUCGUGAUGUACGCCAAAACCAUGUUUCAAGAGAUUUGGCGGUCUGGAUGUCAGUGGGACGACCCUAUACUGGAAGCAGAAUGGAUCAAAUGGAAGCGAUGGAUUCAUCACAUUCCCAAUAUCGAGGAAUUGUGCAUCCCCAGGUGCUAUAUGCCUAAACAGCUGCGGGGGCACCAGGUGGAGAUGCACACCUUUGUAGAUGCCAGCGAAAGUGGAUUCGCAGCCGUGUGUUAUCUACGAAUCAAAUUUGGACCCGCUAUCCACUGCUGCUUGCUGGGCAGCAAAGCAAAGGUAGCUCCGCUGAGGCUGGUAUCUAUCCCACGUCUGGAACUCAUGGGCGCUACUCUUGGCGCCAGGCUGGCAUAUGAAGUGGAAAAGUCACUUGCCAUGCAGAUUUGCAAACGGAUAUUCUGGACCGAUUCGAGAACAGUGCUGAGCUGGCUGCGCUCGGAUCAGAGGAAGUACAAGCAAUUUGUGGCGUUUCGGGUAAGCGAAAUAUUAGAUACCACAAAGCAGGAGGACUGGCGCUGGGUUCCAACUUCCCAAAAUGUAGCAGACGAAGCUACGAAGUGGACCCGGACACCCGACUUCAGCAGCGGAAGCCGAUGGCUAAAUGGGCCAAAAUUCCUAUGGCAGGAAUCAGAAGGCUGGCCAACUGAAUCAGCCCAAAAAACCGACGAAACUGAUGCUGAACUAAAGGUGCAGUUUAUUGGAGUAUGCGCAUGGAACGAAAGCAUAAGUCAUGCACAGCUUAUCGACCCGUUGAGAUUCUCUUCUUGGACCAGACUACUGCGGAGUAUGGCGAAAGUGAUCUGGAGCCUUCGACGCUGGAAAUCAAAAGGGCUGACAGCCAAACAAGUUGAAGACUCGACUACCCAAGAGGAUCUUUUAAUGGCAGAAAGUAUCCUAUGGUCAGAUGCGCAGGCCGAGCACUACCAGGACGAGCUGGCAUUGCUGCGCAUGGGUCGACCUCUGACGAGGAAAAGUUCCUUGUACAAAUUGGGGCCGUACCUCGACGGUAACGGUGUGUUACGACUUCAAGAGCGCACGAAGAUGGGAAGCGGUAAGGAUAGAGUGGUCCUACCUAGCAGUAGUCCCAUCACCCAGCUUAUCAUUGCGGAGCUACACGCAAAGCUUCUGCAUGCCAACCACGAGACCCUGAUCAACGAGCUCCGACAGAGUUUCUGGAUCCCCAAGCUGAGGCCAACCGUUGCACGCUUACGUCGAUCCUGUCAAAUAUGUAAGAAUAGGCAGGCAGCACCCAGGCCACCUCGGAUGGCAGAUCUCCCAUAUCCAAGGCUGGCUGCAUUCCAUCGUCCGUUCAGUUACACAGGAGUGGAUUAUUUUGGACCUCUUCUGGUUACGGUUAGGCGAAGCUCGGAAAAAAGAUACGGAGUGUUGUUCACUUGCCUCUCUACGAGAGCCAUACACUUGGAGGUAGCGUAUUCCCUAACAGCCGACUCUUGUAUUCUAGCAGUGCGCAACUUCAUAGCUCGGCGUGGCAGGCCCGUGGAACUGUGGAGCGACAACGGCACCAACUUCCAAGGGGCUAGUACCGAACUCCGGAGGGCACUGGACGUGCUGGACAAGGUUCAGCUGGAACGUGAGUUUACCGGCCCUGAGAUGAAGUGGAAGUUCAUCCCUCCUGCAUCGCCCCACAUGGGUGGGGCUUGGGAGCGCUUGGUGCGAUCAGUGAAGGUGGCUCUGUACUCCAUUCUAUCAAGCGCACGACCCUCGGACGAGUUGCUUCGCGGGGCGCUAAUGGAAGUAGAAAUGAUAGUGAACUCGGGAGUUCAAGUGGAAGUAAGCCGGCUACGGAACCUACUGUCGAAGGAAUGCUGCUCAAAAGGAGCUGGAUGGCAUCGCAGCAGCUUGCGGAUAUGUUCUGGAAGCGGUGGCUAUUGGAAUACCUGCCGGUGA